This is a messenger RNA of Thalassophryne amazonica, 5865 nucleotides long. It is a transcript of the gene camsap2a, whose product is annotated as calmodulin regulated spectrin-associated protein family, member 2a. Gene Ontology annotation, biological process: negative regulation of microtubule depolymerization; neuron projection development; cytoplasmic microtubule organization. The record is from RefSeq and is a predicted model, not a curated record. The transcript is spliced from 19 exons. Bases 427 to 4914 code for a protein of 1495 amino acids. Gene Ontology annotation, molecular function: spectrin binding; calmodulin binding; microtubule minus-end binding. Lineage: Eukaryota; Metazoa; Chordata; Actinopteri; Batrachoidiformes; Batrachoididae. Gene Ontology annotation, cellular component: microtubule minus-end.
GAGGGAAUCCACAGCCCGCGGACGGCUCUUCCUUACAAGGACAUGAACGAGAGAAACCUGCUUCUACACAACCCGAGGAAUGGAAAUAUUUUUAUUUUUAUUCCACUUGAACAACAGUUUUUCCUCUGAUGUCCACAGAAACCUUCGCGGUUCGACCCGACGGAGCGCAUUUUUACCGCUGGGGAGCAGAAUGGAUGUAAAACACCGACACUAGACUCAUUGUGUCAAAGAGACAAAAACAAGACAAAUAACGGCAGCCGGGCUUGUGUUUGUCACUGAAUGAGCGCUGAAUGCUUUGCGGGAAAAGCACCUUUAGACUUUAUUAAAGCCAUAUUUAUUGUUGUUGCCUGUGGCGGGAUGCGACCGCGUCGUGCUGCCCCGUGAGGUAUAUAAAAAAUAAUAAACCAAGAACAUUCAGGGACAAAUAUGGAUGAAGUUCAGGACGUCAGGGAUGUAAAGAAGAUCUUCGUUGCUCCAGCAAUAAAGUCUUACGAGCACUACGACUUCUCCAGAGCCAAAAUCUGUUGCAGCCUCACGUGGCUGGUGGCCAAAGCCUACGGGACAGACAGCAUCCCAGCAGACCUUAGGGACCCCUUCUACACUGACCAGUAUGACCAGGAGCAUCUCAAGCCGCCUGUAGCCAGCCUACUGCUGUCUGCAGAUUUCUACUGCAGGGCUGGAAGCCUCAUCCUAAAGAGUGAUGCAGCCAAACCCCUGCUGGGUCACGACGCUGUCAUCCAAACGCUAGCGGAGCGAGGCCUCUAUGUCACUGACCAAGAGCGACUGGUGACCGAGAGGGACCUCAGAAAAAGGCCUCUUCAAAUGAGUGCCCAUCUAGCAAUGAUCGACACACUGAUGAUGGCGUACACAUUGGAGACGGUGAGCGCUGAGAAGGUCAUUUCGUGUAUUCAGCAGUAUUCAUCCUGCAGCCCUGAGGUCGAAACACCAUAUGACACAGAGGAUGCGAUUACUACCUGGAUCAACAAGAUAAAUGAGUAUCUGAAAGACAUUAUGACUGAAGAGCAGAGGAAGAAGGAUACGCAGAGUGCCGAGCCUGCUGAGAAUCCUCGGUCUCCAACCAGGUGGUACAUGAAGCUUGUGCCUGCUCGCUACAGGAAGGAGCAGGCCUCAACCCAGCCGAUUCCUUGGAUCCCCCCUGUGGACAACCUGCUGAAAGACAACACUGACGGCGCUGCGUUGGGUGCACUGCUGCACUUCUAUUGCCCACAGCUGCUUUCGUUGGAUGAUGUCUGUCUGAAGGAGAACAUGACGCUGGCUGAUCGCCUCUACAACCUGCAGCUCAUACAAGACUUCUGCAAAGACAACCUGAACAGCUGCUGCCACUUCAGCCUGGAGGACAUGCUCUACGCAUCCUCUACUGUCAAGAAUAACUACCUGGCGUUUAUGGCUGAGCUGUUUUGUUGGUUCGAGGUGGUUAAGCCAUCUUUUGUGAAACCAAGACAUCUGGACAGUGAAGGCACAGAGCCAUUCUUGUUGAAGAACAUGCCUGUAGUUCCCAUCUCCAAAGCGACAAAGAGGAGCUUCAUGGAAAGGCCUCCAAGUCCUGAAAGACCCAGUUUGCCCCUCCGGCCCCAGCCUCGUACCUCAGGAGAAAUCAAGAGAUCGACCUCAAUGUCCUUUGUUGAUGGCAACCUUGGCACAUGGCCAAAAGAGAAAAGGUCUGGGCCUUAUGGGGUGUCUUUUGACAUUCCCUUUGACAAAGAUGACUACCCUGCUGCUCCCCUUUCCUCAUCCCGUGGCAUGGUCCGUUCUGUCAGCACCGAUGAUGGUUCUGGCUUCAAGGUCCACCAACUGCCUCGUGGAAUGAAGCGCAACUUGUCCUUUCAGCCUGUGAAUGGCCAAAGUGUUGGCAUUAAUGAGGAAGGCUGCCCAGAUAGCUUAGCUGGCAUGGAGCCUGGAAGUCUUCCUGCAGGAGGGGUCUACCCCAGUGGACACAGAAGUGUCAUACCAGCAGCUCCCUCAAUGGAAGAGGCCCUCAAAAUCAUUCACAGCUCUAUUCGGCCUCCAGUGGAGGGAAUCAACAACGGCUUUUUCUUACAUAGUCAGGACCAUGGGCUGGGUGCAGCUACCUUGGAACCAGUGUCUGAGUUGGAGUCUAAAGAGUCUGUGAGCACCACAGACACUACAGAGGUGGACACUGGCAUCCAUAUCAGAACAGAAGACAUGCUGGAUGAGGACUCCUCUCUGAAAGACUGCUCUGUGAACAUGGAGCUGGAUAUGGACACACCAAGCCCUUGCCCAAGCAGUCAGAGCAAAUCCCCUUCAGGUAUGAAGAUGACCAGCUUUGCAGAACAGAAGAAGAAGAAACUUAAUCCACCAGCACCAGAUUCAGGGAGAGGCAGCAGCAGCUCCCUCAAGACAACUCCAGAGGGUUCUGAGUUUGGUCUCCCCUUAUCAGUGUCUUGGGCCCCCACGCCUGAACAUAGCCCCAUCCGUCAACAAAACACACCACCCCUCACUGCUCAGGCAUCACCCACACCUAUACAACUGCCACCUAAUGACCCUGCCCAGGCCAUGGCUACAGAAAUGGUACAGCUUCGGAUGCGCUUGGAGGAGAAACGGAAAGCCAUUGAAGCACAGAAGAAAAAGGUGGAGGCUGCUUUUACAAGGCAUCGUCAAAGGAUGGGUCAAUCAGCAUUCCUCACUGUGGUAAAGAGAAAAGGAGAUGGAGCUGCAAGUGGAGCAGAAGAGGAAGGCACAACAGUGGAGGAGAAAGGAAUGAUAAAUACAAGUCCUACCUUCAAAAUGGGCCGAAAUAAGGCAGAUACGCCUGAUGGUGCAGAGCAAGGCAACACAAGCUCCUGUUGGCCAAAGUUGGGUGGUGAAGGAGAGGAGGGUGGGCCGAAUCCUGCUCAGCUGACUGAAGUAGACCUUGCAGAGUAUACACGUUCUAUUGAGAAACUAAACCAUUCAUUAGCCUUUCUUCAAACUGAAAUGCAACGAUUGGCCCAGCAACAGGAAAUAAUCAUGGCCAUGAGGGAGCAAAAGCAUCAGCAGGCAUGGGUCAUCCCCGCACCACAUACAAGCCCUUCAUCACAAAAACAGUGUCGAACUGUCGCUGUUACUCGAUCCUCAGGACCAUCUUCUCCUGCUGACUCCCCUCAUUCAACCCACCGCUCUCCAACCAGCAUCAAACGCAAAUCUGCAUCUUUCCAUUCACGUAAUCCCCGCACCCCUCGGCCAAGUGAGCUCAAACUGGCCCCCUACAGCCGUGUCCUAACUGCUCCACAAUGUGUUGAUAAUAUCCCCAGGUUACGGCGGUUUUCUCCUUGCCAGCCAUUGGCAGAUUCCUUUAUUUACAUGGGUGAAAAGCUGGUAACAGACAAUCCAGAGACAGUAGCCACAAACAUAGAAAAAAACAUGAAGGUGGAGUCACUCUUUUCUUCUGAGAGGGAACUUGCCAUUGCAUGUGUAGCCAACUCACCACCCUUGUCCCCAACCUGUGAUGCCAAGCAGAAGCACAAAACAGUACACUAUAAUGCCCAAACCCAAGAAAAUAUUCAACUACAAACAAACAUCACUGAUAUGGACAAGUGUAACCAGGAACUCAAAGUUCAGAAGCCAGUUGUAGAUCUCAAACCAACCGUAGAGUCAACAUUUGCUGAGGUGCUGGCCCAGCCAGUGAUUGAGACCUUCACUGUGACACCAACAGCGAAUCCUCCUCAGCCAGGAUCCCCAGAUCAAGCCAAAAGCAGCUUGAUUGAGGUACCUCUCUCAAUUCUGAAGCCACUGGAAGAUCUUGUGCUAGAAGAUGGAUUGGAGAUGCAGCCAGGUUGCAUGGAAGGUCUCGAUGAUGACCAGAAAAUGUGUCGUGGCUUUUUUUUCAAGGAGGAAGGAAAAGCUGAGGAGAACAUGGCUCAAAAGAGAGCGGUGCUGCUGGAGAAAAGGAUGAGGAGGGAGAAGGAGAGCCAACAGAGGAAGAUGCAGAUUGAAGCUGAGUUGGAGCAGAAGAAGGAGGAAGCUCGACUGAAAGCAGAGGAGGAGCGCAUCAGGAAAGAGGAAGACAAGGCUCGGAGGGAGUUCAUCAAGCAGGAGUACCUCAGGAGAAAGCAACUCAAGCUGAUGGAAGACAUGGACACAGUCAUUAAAUCUCGACCAGCUAGCGGGGCCAAACAGAGGCGUAGCCGGCCCAAAUCCAUCCACCGGGACAGCAUGGACUCCCCUAAAACCCCAAUCAGAGCUGCCACAGGUUCAUGUCAACGUGUUUUUUCAGUCUCCAGCUUGUCCUUGGCUUCCCUCAACUUGGGAGACAGUGACAGUGUUCAUUCUGAGAAGAGAGCGUCAAGAAGUGCUAGUUUAGCCCCUGGCGGUCUCUUCUACUUUCUGAGCUCUCCUAAUCUGAGAAGGAGAAGACCAGACUCUGCGGACGGUUGUCUGUCCCCAAGUCGAUCCAGCAGCAGGAAUGGAGAAAAGGACUGGGAAAAUGCAUCCACAACCUCCUCUGUUACCUCCAACACAGAGUACACGGGACCAAAGUUGUACAAGGAGCCCAGUGCCAAAUCUAACAAACACAUCAUCCAGAAUGCACUGUCCCACUGCUGCCUCGCGGGCAAGGUCAACGAAACACAAAAGAACAAAAUCCUGGAGGAAAUGGAAAAAUCAGAGGCCAACAACUUCUUGGUUUUGUUCCGAGAUGGUGGCUGCCAGUUCCGUGCUCUCUACACCUACUGCCCCGAGACAGAAGAGAUCAACAAGCUGGCAGGCAUCGGCCCGAAGGGCAUCACACGAAAGAUGAUCGACGGGCUCUACAAGUACAACUCGGACAAGAAGCAGUUCAGCCAGAUACCAGCAAAGACCAUGUCGGCCAGCGUGGAUGCAGUGACCAUUCACAGCCACCUCUGGCAAACCAAGAAGCCGGCCACCCCAAAAAAAGUAGUGCCUGCCCAGUCCUAAAUGAAGUCCAAACAUAACCUUUUUCCCCACCAAUGAAACAAACCUAUUUGAGUUUGCACUUCACUGUACAUAACCAUGAAGAUUCAAACACCUGCAACACCGGGUUAGAUGAAUGCAUUAGUGUCGUUUUUAUGUUUGUCUGUUUAUCCUCUUGUUUCUUCCCAUCUUCUUUUCCCGACACCAUCUUGGACACAAGACUCUGUCCUAGAAGAUUCUGAUCAACUGGAAUGUAUGUCACUAUUGACGAAUGAUGUGAAAGUUUUUCCUUACGUGUUUUUACAUAUUGACUUUGUCUUUUUAGCAACGUGUGAGUGUGUACGCUGCUCUUUCCUUUGUGCCAAAUGUUCAAACAAACAAAAAACAGACAAUAUGAAUGCGAGGACGUUUUACGUGGUAUACUGAAGCGCUGACUAUUUUGAGGUGGUGUACACGUUUAUUUUAGUUGGUUAUUAUUCGAAUGAUAGGUGCCGUUAGCCACGUUUUGCUUGAGUGUGCCGCAGUACAACAACGUGAUUAUAAAGCAGCACGUGGACAUUUUUGUAUUCAAGGAAGACUUUUUUCUCUGUUGAUAAAACAGUUUGUAUAUUAUAGUGCAUAAAAGUGCAAAGGGCCAAAUAAAAGCUAAUUGCAUACAGCUAGUGUUUGCCACACAGUACAUGUGUGUUCAGCACAACAAAGCCAAGCGGUUUCAGCUUUUUUCAAAAUGCAUUUUGAGAAUAGUAAAGAAUACAAAACAUUGUAGAUCUGUGGUUACUAACCUUUGGACACCUGCAGAGGAGUUGAGCUAUAAUAUUGGUUGUGUGUUGGGGGGGUUGCUGUCAUAUUUGUAUUUCCAAAAUAUUAAUUUGUAAAGACAUAGAAAAAUACUGAAACCUGGAAACCUUUUUAUCCAGUUACGGUAAGAACAACUGUCUGCAAGUGGAAAUAAAAGCCAGUUAUCCUCACACAAAA